AUGGCCCGUGCCAUUCUCACAUUUUGUAGUUUGGAUGGUAGGCUCAUUAACAACGACUACAACUACUAUAUUGACUGGAUUGAGGAGUCCAUACGGCUUUUGGACAAGAAAGCCAUUGUUUACUUUAUCACUACGCUAUGGAAUAGUUGGAAUAACCGAAACAACUUCAUCUUUCAUGGUAAGGAAGAAUAUGCACGUGUCAUUUGGGAGAGGGACAUUACCUUAAGCAAGGAUUUUCAUAUUCAUAACAUGGUUAACAAGUUGAUGCUGCCGUUAUCCCCUUCUCCAAAAAAGUGGGAGAAGCCUUUAAGAGGUAUUGUAAAGAUCAACUUCGAUGCUGCUGUGUCAAACACAAAAACUGGUUUUGGGGUAAUUGCACGUGAUUCCGAAGGCUUUUUUAUUGGAGGGGGCUUUGGUUUCAAAAAUGAGGAGAUGACGAGUGACUGGACCGAACUCUAUGCUUUCGAAGAGAGCCUUAAGAUCGCUAGAUUGCUGAAUGUUACAAAAGCCACCCUCGAAACAGAUUGUACAACCCUAACAAAUAGAAUAAAGAAGCGUAGAGAUGACAUUAGUCUCAUGGGUUAUCUCAUUAACAAUUUCCUUCAAAAUAUGGAUAGGUUUAAUAAUGUAGUUGUAAAUUGGGACAAUCGUAAUUGUAAUAAGGUGGCAGACUUUUUGAGUAAUUAUGCCAUUCCUAAUGAGGGUUAUUUAGUUUUUGGGAUGGAUUACCCUACAGUGAUUCAUAAUCUUGUAAUUGAUGAUGUUAUUAAUUGA
Molecule: messenger RNA, 774 nt
Organism: Gossypium arboreum
Lineage: Eukaryota; Viridiplantae; Streptophyta; Magnoliopsida; Malvales; Malvaceae
Exons: 1
Coding region: 1-774 (257 amino acids)
Molecular function (GO): nucleic acid binding; RNA-DNA hybrid ribonuclease activity
Source: RefSeq, a predicted model, not a curated record